Anthonomus grandis grandis is the source of this 697-nucleotide messenger RNA. RefSeq lists its product as uncharacterized. Gene Ontology annotation, biological process: septate junction assembly. The record is from RefSeq and is a predicted model, not a curated record. NCBI's taxonomy places the organism in Eukaryota, Metazoa, Arthropoda, Insecta, Coleoptera, Curculionidae. The transcript has 2 exons. Bases 25 to 408 code for a protein of 127 amino acids.
UUCAAAGACGCAUUCACGCUCGCCAUGUUAGAAAUUAGUAAAUUGUCGAUUAUCAAGUUUUUUGAGUUGGGUUUGGCGGCUGUAUGUUUGGGGUUUCACUACAGGAGCCAAACGUACAGUUUCGAUUGCGAUACCGUUUCUGUAGCUGCUUUUGGGGGUUUUACUAUUAUCACUGCCGGGAGUUUGAUGGGUUACUUAAUGGAAUCUCCCAUAAACAGGAAAGUUGAGGUGUUCUUCUGUUUGGUUGGAUGCUCCCUGUUCGCAGCUGCCGGAACAUUAAAUUUGAUAUUCUUUGAAAAAUAUUCAAAGUCCGAAUGGAAGAAUUACGGGCUGACCAAGGGGAUUUUGGCCGUUGUGGAUGCCGCCCUGUUUUUAAUUAAUUCCGUGUUAACUUGGAGGGAGUUGUGAAGUUUUAUUGACAUUUUUUUAAUCAUGCCCAAAUUUAGGAAUGAAAUGGGUACAAAGCUUUAAAUAAAAUCACUUUCAGUUUAAUUCUCGUUUAAUCUACAAUUAACAUUUUCAAAUAUAAAAUGCCAUAAUCACUUUUAGCUAAUUUUUAAUACGGUAUUAAAUAAUAUUAACAUUUUUACUAUACAUCCAUAAUAGUUAGAAACAAUAAAUAUUCUUCUGAAAUUAUUCUCAUACUAACAAUAAAAAUAUCAAUAAGUACCAAAUCAAUAUUGAUUGUAAACUGCUU